AUGACUGUAGGGCAGAAUAAAAUCCUAGAUAAAACACUGCAAAAGUGCCGCAAUAUUGAAAUUAUUAAAUGGUUAGAUGAAAACUAUACCGUUAAUGAAGGUGUUUGUAUGCCGCGAUGUAUACUUUACGGUCAUUAUUUGGAGUUUUGUCGAGCUAGAAAUGUUAUAGCCGCCUGCCCAGCUACCUUUGGCAAGACCAUCCGUCAGAAAUUUCCAAAUCUUACUACCAGAAGACUUGGAACGCGUGGAAAAUCGAAAUAUCAUUAUUAUGGAAUUGGAAUCAAAGAAUCCUCACCAUAUUAUAAUGGCUUGCACUCUUUUUCCGGUUUGACAAGAUUUUCUGGAGGAAGAACAGCUGAUCAAGGCCAGUAUCUUAGCGAAAAUACUGGUACUUUGCUUCCCCCGUUUCCUAGCGCUAAGCGGUUAGUUUUUCCGUCAAACAUUCCUACAGCCAAAGUGGAUACAUUCUUUAUAAUGUAUAAAACGCAUUGUCAAUGCGUAUUAAAUGCGGUUAUCAAUGCAAACUUCGAUCAGAUUGAUACAUUUUUAUGCCAUUUUUGGCAAGGCAUUCCAACACACUUGAUAUCGUUGAUGAAAGAACCCGCCGUUAUUGACAUAGUUUGCUAUUACGAUCAUACGUUAUACAAGGUUUUAAACGACAUUAUGAUCCCUAAAGCGAUGCAAGCAGCGUCUGGACAUAUUCUAUCUGAAAUACGGACCAUGGUGAAACGAUUUGAAUCUUGGGUGGUCACAGCCCUGAAAAAUCUACCUGAAACUUUGUUGAAACGAAAAUUAAUAGUUGCCACUCACUUUAUUCAUAGCUUACGACGACAAACCUCCUUUAUAUUUUUGAUGCUGGAAUGGCAAAGACUUUACGAAAAGCCAGAAUUACAAACUAAAAUUGUCCAUUGUGUCAAGGGCAUCAAAGUAAAAACUAAUGAUAUCGAACAUGAAUCGACUAAUCAGGAUACUACUAUAAUUUAUGAAGUGAUAUCAACUUGGAAAAAGCUGAUGGCCAAUAAAUCAUCAAUAAAUGGUUACAUCGAAUGGCUAGAUGAUCUUGUCAAGCACGAAGUUGCUAAGAAUGGACUAAUGCGAUUAGACGAAUAUCAACCCUACGCUUGCCAUUUCUUGGCUUUAUGGUCGAAAGCAACUCAAUUUGUUAGUACGCGAAUGAAGGGCUGCGAACCAAGUGUAUGCGAUGCCAUUCAUACUUUGAAAAUGAUGUUAAAUGAAUAUCUGUGCCUUGCAAUGGAAUCGAAAUAUUAUCGAAAUCUAGAUUCGGAUAUGCAGGAAAGCUUAAACAAAUAUUAUAUGAAAGAUGACCAACUAUAUGAAAUUCCUAGCAUUGCAUCCGACGAUCCAUUUUUAGAUCCUUCAUCUGAAACUGGUACUAGUGAAUCUGAUAUCGAUGAAGAGCAAUCUCAUUUAGAUUAUACCCACGGCAAUCGAUCUAUGGAUGACUGUUACUCAAUUUCAUCAUCACCAGUAUCAGUAUCUUGCAUAACUGAUGAUACUGAGCACACACCCGAUUGUUCUUCUGCAUCAACAAGUGGCAAUGUUUCUCCGCAACUACUUACCAGCUACACGGAAAAGUCGAAUACCGCUAAUAUGGAAUUAUCCUAUCGGCAAAAUUUGGACAGUAUUCCAGAUUUAGAUAGUUACUUGGUAGUAUCGAUCAAUAGUUCCAAUCCAACCCAAACCGAUCCAACGUUAGCAUGGCAAAAUACAGCGUUAAAACGAUCUCAGCUCCAAGAUUUCGAUAAAUAUCGUCGUCCUUUUUAUCAUCACUGUCAUAACAGUAGUACUAUGCACGUUGAUGGAAUGCUAACAUCAUCGUCUCGGGUUAAUCGGAAUAAAGAAUUGUCGCUAACAUCUACACAACAGCAAUCUUUAACCGAUAAAAAUAGGCAUAAAUUAGCUUAUAAAGAUUCUAAUUAUCAAGUCAAAAUCUCAACUACAGAAUGUCAACCCAUCUCUUAUUUUGAUCAAGUCUUCAGUAGUAGCAGUAUUGGUGAUACAAGUGAUUCAUUAGCGAUAUCAGAUGAUGAUAUUUCCAACGAAAUUGAUAAAUCAUCUAUAGAUACUCUAUUGUAUCCUAAUAGUAUUGAAAAUGAUGAUAUUAUUAAUUCCGCUUACGAUCCUUAUUUAACAUAUGGACAGCUACAAAAUAGCAGCAGCCUUAUGACGAAUCAAGAAGAAAUCGUCGACCUUACAAGCUGGUAG
Trichoplax adhaerens is the source of this 2226-nucleotide messenger RNA. RefSeq lists its product as uncharacterized. The transcript is spliced from 16 exons. NCBI's taxonomy places the organism in Eukaryota, Metazoa, Placozoa, Uniplacotomia, Trichoplacea, Trichoplacidae. Bases 1 to 2226 code for a protein of 741 amino acids. Gene Ontology annotation, molecular function: DNA-binding transcription factor activity, RNA polymerase II-specific; RNA polymerase II cis-regulatory region sequence-specific DNA binding. The record is from RefSeq and is a predicted model, not a curated record. Gene Ontology annotation, biological process: regulation of transcription by RNA polymerase II.